Lachancea lanzarotensis is the source of this 1053-nucleotide messenger RNA. RefSeq names its product LALA0S02e11386g1_1 (gene TIF34). Gene Ontology annotation, biological process: cytoplasmic translational initiation. Lineage: Eukaryota; Fungi; Ascomycota; Saccharomycetes; Saccharomycetales; Saccharomycetaceae. The transcript has a single exon. The record is from RefSeq and is a predicted model, not a curated record. Gene Ontology annotation, molecular function: translation initiation factor activity; RNA binding; protein binding. Gene Ontology annotation, cellular component: cytoplasm; eukaryotic translation initiation factor 3 complex, eIF3m. The coding region runs from base 1 to 1053 and encodes 350 amino acids.
AUGAGACCUAUUCUACUUAAGGGACACGAACGUUCUCUGACACAGGUUAAAUUCAACCGCGAAGGAGAUCUGAUCUUCUCGUGCGCCAAAGAUAGCGUUGCUUCCGUGUGGUAUGCCAUCAAUGGUGAAAGAUUGGGAACUUUUGAGGGACACCAAGGUACGAUCUGGUCGAUCGAUGUGGAUAGAUUCACGCAAUACGCAGUGACUGGAUCUGCCGAUUUCAGUAUCAAAUUGUGGGAUGUUCAAACGGGUCAAAACGUGUAUACUUGGAAAACCAAGACCCCAGUGAGAAGAGUGGAAUUUAGUCCCUCCGGUGACAAAUUUUUGGCCGUAUUGGACGGUGUAAUGGGGUACCCAGGUAGUGUUACCGUUUACGAUCUUCCCCGCAGCAACGAAACCCAAAAACUCUCGCAAGAGCCUUCCGCAGAGCCAGCUUUCGACAUUCUAACGCACGAGGGCUUUGAAAUCGCUUCUGUGGCCGCAUGGAGUUUCCAGGACCGUUUCAUCGCUGUGGGCCAUAAGGACGGCCGUGUGUCGAAAUACGAUGGUGCCACCGGUGAAUUUAUUGAUGCCUUGGAGCUUCACACCCAAAGCGUCAGUGACAUCCAGUUUUCGCCGGAUGGGACAUAUUUCAUCACCUCUUCGAGAGACAGUGACGCCAAGCUGGUCGACAUUGAGACGCUCGAGGUGCUCAAGACGUACGAAACAGACUGUCCUUUGAACAGUGCAUGCAUCACUCCUAUCAAGCAAUUUGUAAUCUUGGGCGGUGGUCAGGAUGCCAAAGAUGUCACAACCACGAGUUCGCGUGAGGGUAAAUUCGAGGCCCGUCUAUACCACAAGAUUUUCCAAGAUGAGAUUGGUAGAGUAAAAGGUCAUUUCGGUCCGCUCAAUUGUGUGGCCGUGAGCCCCCAGGGCACAUCGUACGCAUCUGGUGGUGAAGAUGGUUUUGUGCGUCUUCACCAUUUCGACAAGAGUUAUUUCGAUUUCAAAUAUGACGUGGAAAAGAGCGCAGAGGCUCAAAAGCAUAUGCAGGGUUUGGAAUCCAGCGCCUAG